Molecule: messenger RNA, 1116 nt
Organism: Uloborus diversus
Lineage: Eukaryota; Metazoa; Arthropoda; Arachnida; Araneae; Uloboridae
Product: serine proteinase stubble-like
Exons: 5
Coding region: 12-755 (247 amino acids)
Biological process (GO): proteolysis
Molecular function (GO): serine-type endopeptidase activity
Source: RefSeq, a predicted model, not a curated record
GGUCAAGAAGCAUGAUGGCGAGAAUCGUCGGAGGUAGAAAAUCACAUUAUUUGAGAUGGCCUUGGAUGAUAUCUCUUCGCCGCUAUGAGGGUAAGGCUUUCAAACACAAAUGCGGUGCCACACUUUUAAACCAGCUUUGGGCGAUCACUGCAGCUCACUGUGUGGAUGGUAAAAUGCCAAAUGAAGUUGUAUUGCGUCUCGGAGAGUACAACUUUCACAGGAUGGACGAAUCGCACCCCCAUGUCGAGCGAAGGAUCUACAUGAUUGUCAUUCAUCCCCAAUUUGAUGCCGUCACAUACGAGAAUGAUUUGGCCUUGCUUCGGUUCUACGAGCCAGUCUCUCUACGAGCAAAUAUUGUUCCCAUCUGUCUGCCUAAGCCACUAGAUGAUGUGGCUGGUAGAAUGGCUGUUGUCACUGGAUGGGGCCGUUUGGCUGAAGAAGGUGAACUUCCCGGGUCUCUUCAUGAAGUGUCCAUGCCUAUUUUGACAAAUAAGGAAUGCGAAGAAAUGUACUCCGCUGCUGGCUACGUCGAAACCAUAAGAGAUGUAUUUGUAUGCGCAGGGCUACUCAAUGGAGGUUUGGAUGCUUGCGAAGGAGACUCUGGUGGCCCCAUGGUUGUGAGAGGUACUCGUGGACAAUGGAAGUUGGUUGGUCUUAUUUCUUGGGGAAUGGGCUGUGCUGCGCCAAAGCAGCCAGGAGUGUAUACAAGGAUCACGAAAUUCGUUGAUUGGAUCGACGACAUUAUUUCGCUUUAAAAGCAACAUUUCGCUGUAGUUGAAUGUCUUUUGUCGGAUAGUCAUUUUAAAACUAUUACGAUGCCGGUGGAUCUCUUUUUUAUGUAUGUUUAGUGUAUUGUUUUCUACUGUAGCAUUUCUGAAAAGAAGAGAUGCAAAAUGAUUGAAUUUUAAAAAAUUCCAGCCAUUGUUUUUUAUGUUCGAGAUUCAAUUAUUCUUCUUAAUAGAGUACAGUUAGUUUCUGACUGUUUUCUUUACAUGAAGGUAAUUUAAAUUCAUUUUACUCUUUGUGUUGUUUUUGUUCUUCUCAUUGGUUGUGUAUAGGUGACUUGCGCUUGGAAUGCAUUUUAUCCUUUAAUAUUCCUAUUUAGAUACUGCCAUA